AUGCACCGUCAUCUCCACGAUCACGACCACCUCGUCGUCGCUCAGACUCUCUCCAUCGACGGGGGCCCCGGUCUAUAUCACCCGAGCCACACGUCCAUCGUCAUCCAUAUGACCGUCCAAGACAUGAUGUACGGAGACCACCAGAGCCAGGAGCAGAGCCACACGUCCGGCGUCCCUCGUAUGAACGUCCCAGAAGAGACGUAA
Messenger RNA from Penicillium cataractarum, 204 nucleotides. RefSeq lists its product as uncharacterized. The coding region runs from base 1 to 204 and encodes 67 amino acids. The record is from RefSeq and is a predicted model, not a curated record. NCBI's taxonomy places the organism in Eukaryota, Fungi, Ascomycota, Eurotiomycetes, Eurotiales, Aspergillaceae. The transcript has a single exon.